Molecule: messenger RNA, 1414 nt
Organism: Tilletiaria anomala UBC 951
Lineage: Eukaryota; Fungi; Basidiomycota; Exobasidiomycetes; Georgefischeriales; Tilletiariaceae
Exons: 5
Coding region: 430-1380 (316 amino acids)
Molecular function (GO): S-adenosylmethionine-dependent methyltransferase activity
Source: RefSeq, a predicted model, not a curated record
AAUGCGCAUAGUAUCCGCACGGUGCCAGACAGACACCUUUACUAGGAGCGAGAUCCUUCUUCGUUGCAGCGUGCGGUGCACCUGCUCGUGUGACUCGACAACUGCAGAGGCUUUCACCCGGGGACCUGAUGAUGAGCUUUUUGAGUUCGAUCUGCAAUCAAAGCCAACUUGGGGCAAAAGUAUUUAAUACAUGAAGGGUAGAGCGAGGAUCUGCCAUCGAAUCGUUGACGUUUAGCACUUCCUUUGUCGGCUAGCCUGAGAUUGCCUGCCGUGUUCAUUCCGAUGCUGCGCAUUCCGGCACUUCAGGGCUUCCGUCGAACUUCAUCAGGAGGCGCGAGCAUCUUGCUUUGCCAGGCGUCCCAGCCGCACAUCUAUCGAUCCCCAGCAUCAUCAGAGACAUCCAACUUCAGUGCCCUCCACUCCUUGACCAUGUCCGCAUCCUCCUUCCCUGCGGCAGGAAAGGAGCGCCAGGAGAUCAAGAUCCAUCAGGUUGCGCGCUCGGGCUUUGACACAAGCGGCGCUUCGGGCCUGUACGACCGUGCGAGGCCAUCAUAUCCAGAUGAGGUGAUUGACAAGAUUCUCGCGGCACCUGGGAGAGAAAGCCUGAAAGUCAUCGAGCUCGGCCCGGGCACUGGCAUCUCCACGGGGGCACUAUUAGGGCGUGCUGCCGCUUCACAGGUUGAAAAUCAGACGCCUGCGUUCAAAAUUGAGCAAUAUCAAGGCUUCGAGCCGUCUGAUGGCAUGCGAGCGCACUUCCAAAAGUCUGUGCUCGACAACCUGGUACCGCGCCUGCGCGAGCUGACGCAGCAGCAGCAACUGCACGGCGGUGUGACCAUCGCCGACGGUGCGUUCGAUGCGUUCGCGCACAGGGCCGGCACGAACGCCAACGACCUGGUGCUCAUCGCACAAGCGUGGCAUUGGUGCCUGGACUUUGACGCGGCGCUGCGCGAGAUUGCGAGCACCCUGCGCACGGGUGGCGUGCUGGCGCUGCUCUGGAACAUCGAGGAUCGCGACGCGGCUAGAUGGGUCGCUAGGGCCAGGGACUGCUUUGAAGCGUACGAGGGUGGGGCGCCGCAGUACCGCCAAAUGAAAUGGAAGGCGAUGUACGACGUUCCAGCUUAUAGUGAGCUCUUCGAGCCUCUUCCAGAGAUCCACGUCACACGUGUCAUCCCGACCACGAUGGAGGGCGUGCAUGAGCGCGUGUUGAGCAAGAGCUACAUCACGCUGCUCCCGCCCGAAGUUCAGGCAGAUGUCAAGCGCGGGCUCGAUGCCAUUUUCGACGCUGAGGACGAGGCGCUCGGAAGGCGGUGGAUCGACAAGGAGAAGGGCAUUUUUGAAUAUCCAUAUCGAACAAGCCUGUACAUGUUUGUGAAGAAAUAAAACAUAGAAGAAUGCCUGGAAUUCAUACAAGUAC